Messenger RNA from Elephantulus edwardii (Cape elephant shrew), 792 nucleotides. It is a transcript of the gene NUBP2, whose product is annotated as nucleotide binding protein 2. The coding region runs from base 97 to 792 and encodes 231 amino acids. Gene Ontology annotation, molecular function: ATP binding; iron-sulfur cluster binding; ATP-dependent FeS chaperone activity. Lineage: Eukaryota; Metazoa; Chordata; Mammalia; Macroscelidea; Macroscelididae. Gene Ontology annotation, cellular component: cytosol. The transcript has 6 exons. The record is from RefSeq and is a predicted model, not a curated record. Gene Ontology annotation, biological process: iron-sulfur cluster assembly.
CUGGCCGGCGUCAGGCACAUCAUCCUGGUGCUCUCAGGCAAGGGUGGCGUAGGGAAGAGCACCAUCUCUACCGAGCUGGCCCUGGCCCUCCGCCACAUGGGCAAGAAGGUGGGCAUCCUGGAUGUGGACCUGUGCGGGCCCAGUGUGCCACGCAUGUUCCGGGCACAAGGCUGUGCUGUACACCAGUGUGACAGCGGCUGGGUGCCUGUGUAUGUGGAUCAGGAGCAGAGUGUUGCACUCAUGUCCGUGGGCUUCCUGCUGGAGAUGCCUGACGAAGCUGUGGUGUGGAGGGGUCCCAAGAAAAAUGCGCUUAUCAAGCAGUUCCUGUCUGAUGUGGCCUGGGGGGACCUGGACUUCCUGGUGGUGGAUACGCCUCCAGGGACGUCAGAUGAGCACCUCUCCGUGGUGGAGGCCCUGCGCCCCUACCAGCCUCUAGGUGUCGUACUGGUCACCACUCCCCAGGCGGUGUCUGUUGGGGAUGUGCGGCGGGAGCUGACCUUCUGCAGGAAGACGGGGCUGCAUGUACUCGGCGUGGUGGAGAACAUGAGUGGUUUUGCAUGUCCACACUGCGCGGAGUGCACCAAUGUCUUCUCCACUGGCGGUGGGGAGGAGCUGGCCAAGCACGCAGGGGUCCCCUUCCUAGGCUCUGUGCCCCUGGACCCUCAGCUGGCUCAGAGCCUGGAGGAGGGCAAGGACUUCAUCCGGGAGUUCCCCAAGAGCCCCGCCUUCCCAGCGCUGGCCUCCGUGGCACAGAAGAUCCUGGACGGGGCGCAGAAGCAGGGCCCUGACUAA